ACGUCAAGGGACGGCUGUUCAAGGUAGCAUAGCAUACGUUAGCCAUUCGUCGGUUUACAUUGUAGGGUAAGGUAGGAUCUGAAUUGCACGUUUAGUCUAAUAUGAUAUUAUAGUACAAUUCCUCUUCGCAACCGCCCGCUCGAUGUUUAUGGGUUGCCAGAAGUCGUCGUGUCUUUGAGUGGAAUACCAGGUAACGUUACAAAAAUGCCUUUGCAUGGAAAAAUAGUGGUGAUUAAGAGGACUGGAGGAGAUGGGACUGAGUUUCCUCUUACUGCCACAUGCUUAUUUGGAAGGAAGCCUGAUUGUGAUAUUCGUAUUCAGCUUCCUCAAGUGUCCAAGGAGCAUUGCAGAAUUGACUUUAAUGAAAAUAAAGAGAUCGUUUUGACAAAUUUGAGCUCAGUGAAUCCAACCCGUGUUAACGGAGAGGCUCUGCAGCAAGCUGAGCGUUUGAAGCACGGAGAUGUGAUAACUAUUAUUGACCGUUCUUUCAGGUUUGAGUACCCUCCAGCACCCACACCGAAGAAGAGGUCAUCCAGAGGAGGCAAAACUGAAACCCUCAAAGAUCAGCAAGUGGGCGACACGGUCCCCACUGACGCGGGAGAGAAAAGGAUCUCUGAAGUGUGCACAGACCCCCAUCUGAAAGAUGGAACCAACCAUGAAAACAUCCAGAGAUCUCUGGAUAAAACUGUGGUGGUGGAGUCCAAGCAGGAUGACGUCCCGCUGCCAAGCAAGGCCGCCGCCUCCCCCUUCAACGAUCUGUAUCAAAUGAUCAAAAAGUCUCUGGAUGUCAAGACCCCUCGGAAGUCUUCCGCCAGUGUGCUUCAAACACCCACCUCGAGGUUCUGCUCUCCAAAACCCGAGUCGGUCAGGAAGCCUGUCUUUUGCACAGAAGACAAAAGCUCUCUGAAGAAAGAGGACGUUAAAGUCUCUCCUGUGGCCGAGGACGUUAAGGGCGACGGGCCCCCGGCGUCUGUUCCGACGCAGAGCCGGUCCUUCCAGACUCCUUCCGCUGAGAUGGCCACACCUGCAGUUGAAGAAGCCGAAAAUGCCGCCAAGUCCGACGCGACCUCGCCCCAGAAGAGAACCCGUACCCCCCCCAAGAGGUUCUCUGCGGGUGAGGUUUCUGCUCAAAAGCCCAAAUCACCUGUGAGACGAAGCAAAGAGCCGGCAGCGACCUCGCCCAAAACAGGUCUCCGAAAGGCAUCACCGAGGAACUCUGGGGAAGUUGAAAAAGUGAAAGAGACCUCCAGAAAACGCAAAAGUGGAGACGUUGUGUCCAACUCGCCCGCACCACAGAUGAAGAAGAAACGCGUUUCCUUCGGCGGCACGCUGUGUCCGGAGUUAUUUGACAAACGUCUGCCUCCUAACUCUCCGUUACGCAAAGGGGCCGCACCGCGGAGGAGCUUGUGCGUGCCGAGCGACAAGCUGUCGCUCCUUAGACGAGCAUCCGCCAAUGGCUUGCUAGAAGAGGAGUUUGAUGGAGAGAGUCCUGCAAAAACGAGGAAGUCGAGUGCCAAAAAUACUUCUCCCAAGACUCCGACGCCUGCGAAGAGAUCUCCAAAAUCCAGGACUCCCUCUCCCAAGGCUGCAUCUCCCGCCAGAGGAAGAGCUCCCACAGUUGGUGGAACACCAGGAGACCUGCCCCCCAGUGUACAAGGGCGCUUCUCUGUGUCGCGCAUCAACACACCAUCUCCAAAUGCAGAAGGUGCCGACCAGGUGCCUUUACUCCCCUUUGCUCCUAAAACAACCCCGAGGAGGAAGAGCACCUCACAGGAGACGCCCAGUGUGACCAAGGGCGUCACAAAAGUAAUGCGCAAGAGAAGUGGCUUUUCCCGGGCGUCUAUGAAAGUCAAACAUUCCUGGGCAGACAUUGUGAGAUUUGGGCCGACGAAGCCUCAACUGGUUGCUCCGGUUAAGAAAGCGGUCGUCAAAAAGACAACGAAGAAGACCGUGUCCAAACCACAGACGCCUGUAAGACAACUCGUGGGCCAUGUGAGCACUGGACACGCAGACUCACCGGUUACCAUCGUGGUGGGCAGAGCUCACAAACGGCUUGUUCAGCCAACUGGUGCUGCACCGACACUGGUCCCCAACAUCGCGCUCCUUAAGAAGAACAUGAACAUGGACGAGGACUUGACUGGAAUUUCCCAAAUGUUAAAAAGCCCUGCCGUGGAAAGGAAGAGAUGUGUAAUCGAUGAGAGCUGUGUCGCAAAGACACCCGUGAGAGGUCCGAGCUCAUGUGUGGUAGAACCGUCCGUGCUGAACACACCAGAGGAGCCAGGUGAGAUGAUGGUGUCUCCAAUGACCGUAAAAGACAGAAGAUACAACAGCGAGGCCGUCCAACGCCUCCUCGACGAUGACCAGAGCUUCGUCAGUGACGCGCCUGCAGCGGAGAUUCCCUCCGAUGACUGUAGCGAGCAGCAGAGCACGGAUUCUAAGACGACCCCAACUACGCCCAAACAGGAGCCUGAACAACACGAGAGCCUCACCGACGUUAAGGUCGUUUGUAAGACUCCACGACAGGAAGCUGAACCUCUGGAAACUCCUAAAGCUGUAGAGGCCGGUGUGGAGGAGGAUGAUGUUAAGGUCACUGUGGAGGCGCCAGAGCUCGUGCAAGAAUCUGAAGACCGGUGUGACGUGAAGCUGAUGGAGGAGCCACUGACUGAACCCGCAGGACACCUGGAGACUAAUGAGGUUGAGGUUCAAACGCCUGUGGAUUGUGAUGAAGACGUCGCUAAAGAACUAGUGUUUGCCCCCGAGGAGCCACGACAGGAUGAGCCAUCAGACGUCAUGGAUGUUCCCCAAGUUGAACUAGAAAAAGAAACAAACUCAAAUGAAGUUGAUGCCCACAUGGAGGAGGUGCGACGCGAACACGAUUAUGAGGAAUCAUCAGACGCCGUCGAAACUGUCUCUCAAGCAUCUGUGGCUGAGACCGUGUCUGUGGAAGAACCCGAAGUGGAGACCGUAGAGGAGAAGGAUUCUGAAGUGGAGACCGUCGAGGAGAAGGUUUCUGAAGUGGAGACCGUCGAGGAGAAGGUUUCUGAAGUGGACACCGUCGAGGAGAAGGAUUCUGAAGUGGAGGCCGUAGAGGAGAAGGUUUCUGAAGUGGACACCGUCGAGGAGAAGGAUUCUGAAGUGGACACCGUCGAGGAGAAGGAUUCUGAAGUGGAGGCCGUAGAGGAGAAGGUUUCUGAAGUGGAGGCCGUAGAGGAGAAGGUUUCUGAAGUGGACACCGUCGAGGAGAAGGAUUCUGAAGUGGACACCGUCAAGGAGAAGGAUUCUGAAGUGGAGGCCGUAGAGGAGAAGGUUUCUGAAGUGGAGGCCGUCGAGGAGAAGGAUUCUGAAGUGGACACCGUCGAGGAGAAGGAUUCUGAAGUGGACACCGUCGAGGAGAAGGAUUCUGAAAUGGACACCGUCGAGGAGAAGGAUUCUGAAGUGGACGCCGUAGAGGAGAAGGUUUCUGAAGUGGAGGCCGUAGAGGAGAAGGUUUCUGAAGUGGAGACCGUAGAGGAGAAGGUUUCUGAAGAACAACCCAAACACUCUGAAGAUACUGUCGUCCCUGCGCCAGUCAGAGCAAGAAGAGUGAAGAAAGCUGAAGCUGCAGCACCGCCCGCUGUUAGACCAACGACAACAAGAGGCAGAAAUUCAAAGUCUCAAGAGAGCCUGGAUGUUGAUCUUGUAAUUGAGAAGAGUGCUGUCCUGCCUGCCAAAGUUGCCCUUAAGCCUAAAAGAGGAAGAAAUGCCAAAAAAGCUUCUGAAGAUCUCCAAGAGGUUUCCACUGAAAUCCGCAGUGACCAGCUGGAGGUGGUGCCCAGUGGAAGUGAUGAAAGUAAAUCCUCCGAUGCCAUGGAAACUGUUCCCCAGGAGACAGUAACUGAGAGUUUCCCUGAAGUCGAGGCAGCAGAAGCAGCCAUCGUUCAGAAGAAAGCAGUUCGUGGCAAAAGGGCAAAACUGGUGGAGUCGAACACCGCUGAUGUGGAGGUUGUAGAGCACUCUGAAGAUCCCGUUGUCCCAGCUCCAGUCAGAGGAAGAAGAGGGACGAAAACUGAAGCUACAGCACCACCCGCUGUUAGACUAUCGACAAGAGGCAGAAAUGCAAAGUCUCAAGGAAACGCCAGUGAUGAUAAACCUGAACUGGUUGCAGAGAAAGAUGUGGCAGCAACACUGAUGACUGAGGUUUCCAGUGACGCUGCGGGUGACCAGACGUCUUCAACCAAAGAGAAGGCUUCUGCAGAGGAAGCUGUCGUGAAGCCCGUCAGAGGGAGAAAAAUUAAGCAAAAGCCUGUUGAGCCAGAGGUGAAAGAAGUUGUGAGUGACGAGCCUCUCGCGACAGAUGCUCAACCUCAAAAGUCCGUUCCUGCUGUUGGAAAACCCAAAAGAGGGAGGAAGACAAAAGCUGACGCCGUUGAAGAAGAUGAGGUGGUGGAAGACGCAGUUGUCGCUGAGGAGACCAAGCAGCCGUCUCAGCCUCCUGUCAAGGCAAAGAGGGGAAGAAAUGCCAAACAGGAAGAAGAAAAGCCUGAGUCACUCGAGACUACCGACUCCCAGGUGCCGGCUAAAAAAAUAAGGAGAACCAGGAAGGUGGAGCAAGACCUCGUUGAACCAAGAGAAGAAGAAGAAGUCACUGAAGCUCCACUUGUUGCUGAACCAGUGAAGGUGGAGGAAGAGGCGACCGUGGCUGCAAAACCCAGGAGAGGAGGGCGCAAAGCAAAACAAGAGCCUGAGAUUGAAACGCCCGUCGAAUCCACUGAGGUCCAAGAGGUCGUCGGCUCCACAGACAAACUCAAACGGGGUAGGAAAGGAAAACGAGUUACUGAAGAGGUUGAAGUCACCGCUGUAGUAGCAGAGGAGGAGAAGAACGAUGCAGAGGGCGACGCUCCAGUCAUUAAACCAAGCAGGGCCAGGGGGGCGAGAGCUUCUGCUUCACAAGCCACUCCGGCCAAAAGAGCCCGUCGAGGUGCCGUUCUUCCCCUUGAGGAGACCAGUGAAGAAGCCACAGGCCUGGUUUCAGAGCCUGCAGCAACUUCAGUAGAGCCAGCCAAGAAGGGAAGACGUGCGGCAGCAAAGCCCAAAGCAGCCGACGCCACGGUGACCAGUGACCAAGCAAAUCCCAGUGAAGAUUCAAGCAGCGCUGUUGAGAAAGACACAAAAACAUCCAAAAGAUCCAUCAAGUGGAAAUCUGACUUGGAAGUCGUUGAGAUUCCAAAAGCAACACCCGUAAAGGCGAUUCGAGGCAGGAAGACCAAAGUCGACACUGAAAGCAAAACUGUGUCAAAGGAUGUCGACAAAACUGAAGAGAAGGAUCUCUCAGAGAAAGUUGCUGAAGCUCAGCCCGUCAAGAGAGCCAGGCGAGGGGCAAAGGUCGCUGACGUAACCGCCGACGAAGCAGAGUCCACAAGCAAGGUGGAAAGUGCUGAGGUCGUCCCACAGCUGAAAACCCGUAGAGGAAGAUCCGCAAAGAAAUAAAAGCAUUUGUGUACAUCCUUAAUCCUUAUGAGCCUUUCCCCUUAAAUCUGUGUGUACUUGUCAUUUUUAUUAGAUUGUAUGGCAUUUUAGAAAGUAAUUUUAUAGACUGAAAAUGAAGCACUGUUUUUUUGUUUGUUUUUCAAUUCAGCAGGGACAUUUUGUUUUACCAUUUAUUUUGUAACACGUUCUGUUUAUUGCUGGUUUUGCAAAUGUUUUUAUAAGGAAAAAAAAGUGAUUUAUUAAAUUUUUGAU
This is a messenger RNA of Cottoperca gobio, 5718 nucleotides long. RefSeq names its product marker of proliferation Ki-67 (gene mki67). The coding region runs from base 205 to 5466 and encodes 1753 amino acids. The transcript is spliced from 16 exons. Gene Ontology annotation, molecular function: protein binding. Gene Ontology annotation, cellular component: nucleus; chromosome. The record is from RefSeq and is a predicted model, not a curated record. Gene Ontology annotation, biological process: regulation of mitotic nuclear division; regulation of chromosome segregation. NCBI's taxonomy places the organism in Eukaryota, Metazoa, Chordata, Actinopteri, Perciformes, Bovichtidae.